AUGGAGCCGGAUGAAGAUAUUUGGGGCGACUUUCAUGUCUUCCGUGGCGACUCUACGCUUACCAAGGAUUUGCUCUUCAAAAAGGUUGGUGAAGGAGAUCUCCAAGCCAAUGUGAAGUGGUUCUGGACGUGGAUCGAUACCCUACAUACCAGUCUUCUCAAUAAUGAAGACGUCGGUAUCAGCCCGUCAGCCCAGACUGGAGAUGUGCUGGCACUGCUAAAAAGAUUCUUUCCCCUCCCAACAUCUCCAAAUCAGCAGAGAGAACGCCCGCUGGUCCUCCUAAAUCCAGAUAACACCGGAAAACUUCAGUUCGUAGAAGUGACGUACGGAGAUGGGAAGAAGAUCCAGAUUCCAGAUGGCGCCGGUGCUCUGGCUUUCAUCUUCAGCGUCGCUGCGCCCCCUGAUGCUCUCCCUCGAGACUCCACUGCGGUUCGUAGAUGGAUUAUUCCUCUACUGGCCGCAUUGUCCAGGUGCCUCUAUCUGGCGUACAUCUUCAACCAGAUAAACGGGACAGACCCAGAGCCGACAGAGGAAGGCAAUGUCAUGUCGGUUCCAGUCAUGAGCUGCGCAAUGUGGUUCGUCGAAGCAGAGAAUAAGCUACCUCGUUACCUGUUAGGGUCUACAUACACUACGGGGUCCAACAUCGACAUCAAGGCAGUUGCCAGCCUGACCAGGCGUCGGUUGAUGAACCUUUGGAGGCGUGAAGGGCUCGUCGACCCUCAACUGUCGUCCUUCGCACCUCCACGAAAGCUACCUCCUGCGAGUGCGAGCCAGUAUUUCCUCUCACCUACGCUACAGGCCGAAGCUGAGGAGCUUUUGGCCGCGGCGAUGAGGAGCGAUGCUCUCUCUUCCACCCUCGUCCCUACAUUGAAUACCUUCAUCAAGCCAGGGACUGUCGAGCCUCUUCCGAGCAAAACCCCUUGGUUUACAUUCCCGAAACCCACGGUGGAUAAAGCGACCAUCAAAGCUAAUGCCGAACUGCUGAAGAAUUACGCGGAGACCUCCCUACAGCAACCGCCUCUGGAGAUUGGGCCUCUCUCAAGACAGAACAUCUUGAAUAAUGCUGAUCCCGUGCUGGAGACCACUCUUCGCGCCGCAUUGAGCAACGUGCUUCGUAUCGUUUGGGCCGCUCGUGGUAUCCUAGACCCGAACGACGGGACGACCAUGGCUGCUCUCGAGACAGCCUUUUCCGAAGUCUCAGCGGCGUUCUUCGUGCCACACUACUACCUUCUCAAGCCUGACCUCAACAACCCUACCAAGAAGGUAUUGGACUACACGGUCGAAAUUCCGAUCGCUACAAGAGCGACAGUGGCCAAAACACUGUUCGAUACCUUGUGGACACCGGAUGCAAGCAGAAAAAUCAUCAACAUGGCCUACAGAAUUUACCACUGGGUCACUGCCGAAGACGAUGAACUCAAGUUUGCCGGUGGAGGGGUAUCUCGAUGGGGACGCUGCGCUGAAACAUAUCCGGUCUGUGAGCUCCUGCCCAAUGUGACCUCAGAGCGGAAGCUGCUUGGUGCCCCUGAUGAAUCUUUAGUCAAAGGGGUCGCUAUGGAGAUUCGCGCCUUCAGCAACCUGGUACCUGCGGCCCCAGCUGUUGGUAUCUUUGCCUUGGAACAAAGCUUUACUUGGGGCACACUUGCUGAGAUUCAUCGAUGUCGUGAUCCAGGAUUGUUCAGGCUACCGUGUCAGAAUUGCCAGAUUUUGUUGCCAGAGAUGGAUGUACGUGUGGGGAAGGAUAACUACGACACUGAGCUUUACAAACGGCAGCCAGACUUAAAGGUCGUGUAG
Messenger RNA from Clonostachys rhizophaga, 1791 nucleotides. NCBI's taxonomy places the organism in Eukaryota, Fungi, Ascomycota, Sordariomycetes, Hypocreales, Bionectriaceae. The record is from the annotation of a GenBank genome assembly.